AUGUCCAAAUGCAGUGAUUUUGGCUCCAUUGGAAAGAAGACUCGAAGAGCUACAACUUUCAUGAAGACAUCGAAGCCUAAUUCUAAGCAUAAAGUGGUCAAAAUUAGCCUACAAGUCGGAGUUGCGUUGCAGAGAAGCACUCGACGCGUCGAGAAUUUUCUCGACGCGUCGAAUCUGGGCAGUGAGAUCGCGUUUUGCAAUCUAAAUUUUAAGUUGUCAACAGUUUUUGAGAUUGCUAUUGUAAUAGUUGGUGAUCUUGAUUCAAACAUUGGCAAGCGUGAUAUCUUGGUUGAGAUUCUGAGGAGGCUUAGCCGAAGUGAUGGAAUAAUUGGUAGUCAACGUGAUGGUGAGUCCGAGAUUACUGUUCUAGAACAUUUGUUGUUGAAGUGCGAGGAUGACCCUAUUGCUACAAUUGUUGAUAGCACUUUCCCUAAUUUCCGACUGGGAAUUGCCGAUUUAUCAUAUCUUAAUGAUAGUGCAAUUUUAGCUCCAACAUUGGAUGUGGUAGAUGCCGUUAACCAAUACAUGAAUGAUCAUAAUCCGGCUGAGGGUAAGACAUACUUGAGUUGUGAUUCUGUGUGUAAGUCAGAUGCCAAUGUUGACAUGUUAGCGGAUUUGCACACUCCCGAAUUCUUGAAUGCCUUGAGAUGUUCUGGAGUACCAAAUCAUGCUUUGACAUUGAAAGUUGGAUCACCUGUUAUGCUAUUGCGAAAUAUUGAUCACACGCUAGGAUUAUGCAACGGUACAAGGUUGAUUGUUACAAGGUUUCCCAAAUUUGUGGGGAGUUGUUCCAAGUUGAAGGCCACCGUUUGCAUUAAAUGA
Molecule: messenger RNA, 822 nt
Organism: Ipomoea nil (Japanese morning glory)
Lineage: Eukaryota; Viridiplantae; Streptophyta; Magnoliopsida; Solanales; Convolvulaceae
Exons: 5
Coding region: 1-822 (273 amino acids)
Source: RefSeq, a predicted model, not a curated record